Sarcophilus harrisii (Tasmanian devil) is the source of this 1749-nucleotide messenger RNA. It is a transcript of the gene TMED4, whose product is annotated as transmembrane p24 trafficking protein 4. Gene Ontology annotation, cellular component: endoplasmic reticulum-Golgi intermediate compartment; COPII-coated ER to Golgi transport vesicle; endoplasmic reticulum. The transcript has 5 exons. Gene Ontology annotation, biological process: endoplasmic reticulum to Golgi vesicle-mediated transport; intracellular protein transport; Golgi organization. Lineage: Eukaryota; Metazoa; Chordata; Mammalia; Dasyuromorphia; Dasyuridae. The record is from RefSeq and is a predicted model, not a curated record. Bases 79 to 768 code for a protein of 229 amino acids.
GCCUAGGAGAGGUCCUAGCGGGGAGCGCCUGCGCGAUGCUUUGUUGCGCAGACGCGCUAGGCGGCUGGGCCGUCAGCGAUGGCAGGUGUUUGGGCCAGGCAAUUGCGGGUUGCGAUGUGGCACCGGGCGCUGCUGCUCUUGCUCUGCCUGGCCUUAUCUUCGGUGCAGGGACUUUACUUUCAUAUCGGAGAGACGGAAAAACGCUGCUUCAUCGAGGAAAUCCCGGACGAGACCAUGGUUAUCGGGAAUUACCGCACCCAGCUAUGGGAUAAGCAGACGGAGACCUUCCUGCCUUCCACCCCAGGACUGGGGAUGCAUGUGGAAGUGAAGGACCCAGAUGGAAAGGUGGUGUUAUCACGGCAGUAUGGUUCAGAAGGCAGAUUCACCUUCACCUCCCAUACCCCAGGUGACCACCAGAUCUGCCUGCACUCCAAUUCUACUCGAAUGACCAUCUUUGCAGGCGGCAAACUAAGGGUACAUCUGGAUAUACAGGUUGGCGAGCAUACCAACAACUACCCUGAAAUUGCUGCCAAGGAUAAAUUAACAGAAUUACAACUCCGUGCCCGCCAGUUGCUUGAUCAGGUGGAACAGAUCCAAAAAGAACAGAACUACCAGCGGUAUCGUGAGGAGCGAUUUCGUAUGACCAGUGAAAGCACCAACCAGAGAGUGCUGUGGUGGUCCAUUGCCCAGACUGUCAUCCUUAUCCUCACUGGCAUCUGGCAGAUGCGACACCUCAAGAGUUUCUUUGAGGCCAAAAAGCUGGUGUAAAGUUCUUUCCUGUACAACCCUUUUCCUUUCAUCCCAUUUACUUGGUACUUUCCCUCUAUCACACCCUGGCUACUUGGAUUUUGGAUGAAAAAAAAAUUGAGAUUAUAUGCUCCUUUAGUUCAGUGGCAGCCACACCAAGGUUUGUAGCCACUGGACUACAGAGAAACUAUCCCCAUCUUCCCCAACGAAGAUCACAGGAUACUGGUCAAAGCAUACACACAGCUCCUUUCAUAUUUUGUCAAAGAGCUUGAGCUAAUCAGGACAUAGCCUUGAUUUCAUGACCUACCUUUUUCCAUGUCCAGGCAUUUCUCCUAAGCCUUUGAUUAAGUAAAUAAGCAAAGGCCACUCACCUGCUCCCUUAAUUUCUGAUUUUCUUUUACUGUGCCUAUAUAAUGUGUUAUUGAAGUAGCACAAAUAGGACGCCCUAGCCUCACCACUAUCCAGUUAUUUCUGGCUUCACUGAGAUGAUCUCUGACUAUAAACAAGGGGGCAGGUCUUGGAUACCAAGGGAAUGAAAUUUUUUUACAUAACAUAUUUUUUGAUAUCUUUAUUUUAACCUUGAUAUCUGAAAUGUCACUGCCAAUAAGAGUGAUUGAAAAGGUCAAUGCAGAAUUGACAGUCUUCAGCAUUUUUUAAUUAACUACUGUGGCAACUCUCAGACUUUUCAAUGAAAGUUCAAAAAGGUAGGGACCCAAGCAGACAUUUCAGCUUAUUGUUACUAAAGCCUCAUCUGUUAAAUCAUGCACAGGCCCUUUGGAUACUUUUGAGUCCCCUAUGGAUAUUAAGGGGAUGUGAAGUUAAGAAGCUAUGGAGUGAUCAGUUGGAGGCAGUCAUUUUUUUCCCCUUCUCUCUCUCCCACAGAGCUGCUAACUGUUAAAUUUUAUUUAAGAUGCAGUAAAUAUUUUCUCAAUGGGUCCCAGGUUCAGUUCUUUGUAUGGAUUUUCCAGUGAAAUAAAACCUGUUCUGGUAACUUGUGCUGUA